Cylicocyclus nassatus is the source of this 552-nucleotide messenger RNA. Lineage: Eukaryota; Metazoa; Nematoda; Chromadorea; Rhabditida; Strongylidae. The record is from the annotation of a GenBank genome assembly.
AUGUCUACUCUUAACCUCCGGAAAAACGUGACUGUGGACACCGUGUACAAGGAGGUAGCGAAUCUCGACACGGAGCACUGGGAGAAUAUCAGAGGGCCUCGAGAGUUCGAAGAUAUCGCAGAAUACGAGCAAAUAAAAGCUCGCCAAAAGGAGGAAAAUAGAAGAUUGCGUGAGCAGCGCCUGAAGCAGCUUGAUGACGGAGCAGAUUCCCGAAGACCAUCUUCCGAGAGCUCCUCUAACGCUACCCUUGACGUCGGAGAUAAUCCUCCAGAACCCGAUAACGCAUCCAUUAGAGCUGAACGAGGAUCGCCAACUCCAUCGUCAGUCACUGUUGAUAAUCUUCCAAGUCUUCCCGAUCCAGUGCAUCACAGUACUGUCGCAGAUCCAUUUGGCUUGGUUGAACUUCCUGAGGUACCAAUACCUCCUCCCGCAGGAAGUCAGGAGAAUUCAUUGGAAACUGGAAUCAGUAGCAUUCCAGAACUUCCUCAUCCAACUGAUCCGCAGGCGCAACCACAGCCUUCUAGUUCGGUCAGUAUGUUAGUAUGGUGGUAA